GUAACUGAUCUGACAGCGCCCUCUGGUGAAAGGGCAGGGCAACGAUACACAGAUUUGAGUAGAAAAACUGAGAAAAGGACUGUAUGUGGGUAAGAGAGACACAGAGAGAGAGAGAGCAUGUGAGACGCCCCGCUGACAGAUGUAUUGAUCGAGCAAGAGUAACUAGAUCUAAGAGUCCUGCAGAGAGAUGGAGAGUUAUUCUAGCUGCUUUGAGAGUGCAGAGCAGAGAACUGUGUGUGUGUGUCUGUGUUUUUCUGCGUGUGUGUCCUGCAGCAGCUGACACACAUCGGAUUCAUGGGCAGGAGAAUAGCUGGUGGUUGCGAGGGAGAGGAAGGAGUUCACUAACCUCCUCGUGUAUUUCUGUACCUGCAUCUUGCUUGUGUGUAACGCUCAGCUAUGUGUCCUCUCUGUAAUGAAAGGAAAGCCCCGGCCUAAGCAGCCAUGCGUGCUCUGCUGUCUGCAGGACAGAAGGGGCGAGGCCUGCAGACACAUAACACAGGCACGCUGCGUGUGACAUAAUGUGUUGCUGAGUGAACAGACGCCCUGGCUCCUGGGUCAUCUCCAUCUGCUCCCCGCCCUGUUAGCCCCUGUCACAGAGCAGGAGGAGCUGUAGGACUCGCAGCACCACCACUGCAGCACAACACUGUAGGACACAUGUUGGUCUGCUGUCGCUCCCUGAGGUGGAGGUCCUCCACGCUGUGAGCUCUCCCUGCGGCCAGACGCGCUCCUCUGCAGUCCGCGGCUCCUCCAGACUCAAACCUUCAGCCGCCCGGAGCCUGACAUGUGCCCGGUGUAGACGUCAGUGAGGGCGGAUCACCGCUGGACACCCCUCGCUGUCCGGCACCCCGCGGGGUCGCGCUUUGUUCGCAGUGAGGACCUCCUGUGUCUGUCCCUAAAAACCUCCAGAAAGCCUCAAAAUGGACCCUCUACAGAAUAACGGUGAGGAGGACUCGCAGUGUGCCGAGGAGGAGGAAGAAGUGGUGGAUCCAAGAAUCCAGGGCGAGCUGGAGAAGUUAAACCAGUCCACAGAUGACAUCAACCGCUGGGAGAGCGAGCUGGAGGACUGCCGUCAGCGGUUCCGUGCCGUGCUGGUGGAGGCGACGGUGAAGCUGGACGAGCAGGUGAAGAGGAUCGGACGAGCUGUGGACGACUCCAAGCCAUACUGGGAAGCCCGAAAGGUGGCGAGACAGGCCCAGGUUGAAGCCCAAAAGGCAACUCAGGAGUUCCAGCGAGCGGUGGAGAUCCUGCGGGCCGCCAAGGAGACCAUCGCCCUGGCGGAGGAGAGGCUGCUGGAAGAGGACAGUCGCCAGUUUGAUUCCGCCUGGCAGGAAAUGCUCAACCACGCCACACAGAGGGUGAUGGAGGCCGAGCAGGCGAGAACGCGCAGCGAAGCCGAACACAGAAAAACGGCAGCCAAUUACAAUUCCUGCAUCAGCAACAUGAGGCAGCUGGAGAAGAAACUCAAGCGUUCGAUUAACAAAUCCAGGCCGUAUUUUGAAAUGAAAGCCAAGUAUUAUCUACAACUUGAGCAACUGAAGCGUCUCGUGGAUGAGCGUCAAGCCAAACUUGUGGUGGCCAAGGCUGAGUACCGCGCAGCGCUACGCAACCUAGAGAGCAUCUCCGAGGAGAUCCAUGCCCAGCGACGUUCCCUCGCCAUGGGAACCAGGGAGCAGGGUGUCGGUGCGGAGGGAGACGGGGGCAACGACGACAUCGCCAACUUCAAGAUGGAGUCAGACAGUCUGUCAAUGGUGUCCGUGUCCAUUGACGAAGAGGGCAGUCACAGUAGCAGCUCAGAGGAGGAGGCCGACACUCACUGCACCUCCUCACCCCGAGCCAUGCCCUCCUCACCUUCCUCAUCCUCCUCCCAUCCUUCCACCUCUGCCUCCACCCCCCCUGACAUGCCCUGUCCUUACCCCUCCUCCUCGCUCUACAGCCCCUGCUCCUACCUCUCCUCCUCUCCCACUUCCUCCGUCCUCUCCUCCCCCUGUCCCAGCAGCCUGGAGUUAGUGAGUCCAUGUAGCUCUCAUGACCCAGACUCAGCGUGCGGUUCUGGGCAUGCCUCACCUCUCUUGGGCCCCCGCAGCCAGUGCAGUGGAGCUUCCUCUCCAGACUGCGACCAGGAGAGAGGUGACAGAGCGGAGGGAGCGGAGGCGACGCUCGAGGCCGGUUUGAACAAGCUGACCUUGACUGUAGCACAAAAGGAAGAGGGGGACUCAGGGGACGAGCAAGACUCCCACUUCAUCAACCCUGACGUUUCCUCUCCCAGCUCGUCUUCGACCGUUCUGUUACUCAACAGCGUCUAAUGAACGCCACUCUGACUCUUAAAACACUAACUAUAGCCGUCUUCAAGCCUCAAACUGGACUGAGUGGCCGAGGAUGUGGCUGGUUGAAGUGCACACUCCCAUCUCCAGCCUGACGUUAUGUCUCCAUAUUGGCUCAUCAUCAGAUGGUGUCAUAUUAAUGGUGCUAUAUGUAUUGUGUUUGAACAUCAGGACAUCUUUGUCAAAUAAAUUGUGAACCCAUGUGGAGGAUACAGGAGGAUUUAUUAGUGCUAACAUUAUUCAAAAGACUACAUUUCCCAUAAGCUCUGAGGCAAAGAAGAUGUUGCUUGUAACCUUGGAACCUAUUUCAUUAACUCUGUUUCUGCUAAAAGAAGAAUACUUUGUGCCAUAAAGACACUUGUGUUGUACAGUUCUGGCUCAUUGUAGAGGCUGUCAGUCCUCCAACAGUGUUGCAACCUUUUUUUAACAGUGAUCAGCGUCAAAGUUGAACAUUUUUCAAUAUCGAUAUGCUACAGUCGGAACAACAAAGAGACGUUUUGUAUUAAUGUGAACAGUGAGAGUCUUCUGAAGGUCUGAGUCUCCACCAGGAUAAAAACAAAAAGGACUAAACCAUCUGUGGGCUGUUCGAAUACGUCUUGUUCUACCUUGAUCACUGAGUUCUUCCUGUAACGCCUACAAGUCAGUUUUGAAAUGUACAAUGUGGUGAUUGCUUUAGAGGAACAGCUGUCAAGGAGGGAAGUGGGGUGCGAGCAGUACCCUGAGCACUAAAGUGAAGAAGAGACUGUCCUCAGACAGGACUGAGACACAAAUCCUCCAUUUGGAUUUGUCAUUGAGUGAGUGAUCCUCAGCACAGCCCAUCAUCUGUGGCGGAGGAUUGAGUGAAUGCUUUUUUGAGUGUGUCUGUUUUAGAGAAAUGCUCAAAUACUAGCCUGUAGUUCAUAUAUUCUAUAUUUAUACUACUGUAUUCUUGUAAAUGAACAAUGUUUUGUGGUGACUGUUGUUAUUGUUUAACACAAAAUGAGCAAUAAACACGUGCUACACUUAA
This is a messenger RNA of Acanthopagrus latus (yellowfin seabream), 3327 nucleotides long. RefSeq names its product SH3 domain-binding protein 5-like. Bases 918 to 2303 code for a protein of 461 amino acids. The record is from RefSeq and is a predicted model, not a curated record. The transcript has 10 exons. Gene Ontology annotation, biological process: intracellular signal transduction; negative regulation of protein tyrosine kinase activity. Gene Ontology annotation, molecular function: protein kinase inhibitor activity. Lineage: Eukaryota; Metazoa; Chordata; Actinopteri; Spariformes; Sparidae. Gene Ontology annotation, cellular component: cytoplasm.